AGAUAGACAGUCCGUUAGCUCUGGCUGAUAAAAAUUGAACUGAUCUUCCUGGAGCUUCAGUGAGGGAGUCAUGUUUUGGAAGUUUGAGUUACAGUCUGGUUCUCAGCUGGAGAAGCUCUUGGAGAGAGAUGAUGUGACAUUGAGAGAGCUGUUGGACGAGGAGGAUGUGCUACAGGAAUGUAAGGCUCAGAACCACAGACUACUCCUCUUCCUCACGAGAGAUGCCAGCAUGCUGGAACUACUCCACCUCAUAACACAACAGCCCCCUACUGACCAGGAGGAGAAGCUACGUUUCAAGUAUGCUAAUAUGGCAUGUGAGUUGUUGACAUGUGACGUGUCUGUCAUUAAUGAUAAGCUAGGUGGUGACGAAUCCCUGCUCAAUAUACUCUACAACUUCCUUGAGCAAGCCCCGCCCCUAAAUCCACUAUUGGCGUCAUUCGUCAGCAAGACAAUUGGCAACCUGAUCUCACACAAAACACAGCAGGUGCUGAGUUUUGUGAGGAGUAAGGAGGAUUUCAUUGGACUGGUUCUGAAACACAUCGACGCAUCGGCCAUGAUGGAUCUACUGCUCAGACUCAUCAGCUGUGUGGAGCCAGCCCCAGUCAGACAGGACAUGCUUACUUGGUUAAAUGAAGAAAAGCUGAUUCAGAGACUGACAGCACUCAUUCAACCUCACACUGACACUGAGAGACAGUCAAACGCUUCACAGGCUCUGUGUGACAUCAUCCGUUUGAGUCGAGAUCAGACCAAUCAGAUGCCAUUAGAGAUUUCACAGCCUGACCCGCUACUCGCCCUACUGGAGUCGCAGGACACUGUGGACAGUCUACUGAGGAAUAUGUUUGAGGGAGAGAAGAGUGAAGUGUGUAUUGUUAAUGGAACUCAAGUGCUUCUCACUCUGCUAGAGACCCGCAGACCAGGGAAUGAGGUGGUGGGUUCUUGCUGUCAGGGAUGUGAAAAGUCUCAUGAUGGGAAGAGCAAUGUUUCACUUGGCAUCAAACCCCAUCUAUACCACUACCAUCAGCUACUGCUCUACCCUCCUAAAAAGUGUCCUAUGUUGACUACACUGGGUGUUUUAGAGGAGCCAUUGGGUAACGCUCGCCUACACGCAGCCAGACUAAUCACCAUGCUUCUACAGACCAGUGCUCCCAGUAUCAGCCAAGAGCUAUGUAGACUGGAUAUCCUUAACCUGCUACUGGAUCUGUUUUUUAAGUAUGUGUGGAACAACUUCCUGCAUUCCCAAGUGGAGCAGUGUGUGAGCACUGUACUGAAGCUCCCUGCACCAGAAGGCAGAGCCCAGAGUGGCCCGGUCCAGACCAAGCCUGAAGACUCACACACACACUGUCAGAACAGCGUGGAAACUAGUAAAAGCAAGGCAUCAUUACCUGAUACAUGUAUGUGUGUAUCUGUUUUGAAGCUUUUCCAGGACUGUCAUUUGAUACAGAGAAUACUACAGGCCUGGGAGGAGAACAGCAACAUACAGGCAGAGGGGGGCAUGCGUAGAGGUUAUAUGGGUCACUUGACGGGGAUUGCCAAUGCUGUGGUCCAGGCUGUGGAGAGAGGACCGUUACGCUCUCAGAUCACACGACUCAUAGAAGAGUUGCCUGAAGAGUGUCGAGGACGCUGGGAGAAUUUUGUGAACAAUACACUUACAGAGACUAACAAGACUAACACUGUGGACCUGUCUUUUUCUGAUUACCAGGUUCAACAGAUGACCGCUAACUUUGUGGAUCAGUUUGGUUUCAAUGAUGAAGAGUUUCCUGAUCAUGACGACAGCAUCAAUGCCACGUUCGACAGAAUCUCUGAGAUCAACUUUAGUCUUAAUGACAACAGUGUGAGUGCUGGCACUGUGCUGUAUGAGUCCUGUUGCUCUGAGAGGAUCCAGCAGUUUAAUGAUGCAGAGGACGAGGAGGAUAUCUGGGAGGAUAAAGAGGUCAAUUAUGCAACGCAGGUCAAAGCAAGAACCAGGUUUGGUGUUUGGCGUGUGAAUGAGAAUGGCACAGGGUCACAUGACCCCAACCGCCGGCUGCAGCUCCCAGAGAUCAAAGGUCAUACAGAGAGCAUUAACACCCAGGAACCCAAACAGGCCAGCUCUCCACAGAGUCCCGGGUGGAAGGCGAGUUUUGAGGAUGGGGGUGUGUCAUGCGUUGCCGUGGAUACAGGGUCAAGUGUGUGGGGCGAUGUGUCGUCUCCUCUCGGUGACAGUGAGGAGAAAGGAUGGGCCACAUUCACUGACUUCCAGCCAUUCUGCUGUUCAGACUCAGGGCCCAGGUGCAGCUCACCUCCUCUGGACUCACAAAGUCAAACCAAACAGGACAAGAACUUGAAAAGCUCAUCUGCGUGUGUGUGGAGUGUGUGUGUGGCAAGAACAGCCCCUCUGGUAGCAUCUGACGGCAGCUCGUCCAGCAGCUCUGAUAGUGAGGAGGAGGAGGAGGAGAGGAAGAGCGACAUUAUUACUAUGGAAACCAGCAGCACAGAGAGUAACCAACUCCCCAGUGAUACCAAAAAUGAGAAGACAGCCUCCUCCAGUGAAGCAAAUGCCAUAGUAUCUGACAGCAUAGCAACAGAUACCAAGGCAACAGUGACCAUCGGAGAUAUCCCACCCACAAAGGAGCAGAGAUCAGAGAGUGACACUGCUCCAUGACCCUACAGCGACGCUGCUCCAUGACAACGCCAUGCUGGGGUGUGGCCUAUGGCCUAUGGCAAAAACUCUGCACAUUCCCCCUGGAUCACCAUCA
Molecule: messenger RNA, 2735 nt
Organism: Chanos chanos (milkfish)
Lineage: Eukaryota; Metazoa; Chordata; Actinopteri; Gonorynchiformes; Chanidae
Gene: ppp6r2b
Product: protein phosphatase 6, regulatory subunit 2b
Exons: 24
Coding region: 71-2641 (856 amino acids)
Cellular component (GO): cytosol; nucleus
Molecular function (GO): protein phosphatase binding; protein phosphatase regulator activity
Source: RefSeq, a predicted model, not a curated record